GGUGCGUGUGCUUUGGAUGACAGUGUGAGGGAAUGGAUGAAUAGGGUCUCCAACUCAGGAGUCGAUGACCAGACUUCCAGUUCAGAGACGAGUGAUCCGCUCGCGAGAUCUAAACGCGAUUCCAAUGGUAACAGUUAUGGCAAUAAUAAUAAUUAUCGGCAUAACUUCUGGACGACGGCUUUCGAAGCUCAGGGACGUAUCGGUCCCGCCAUCAAACCUCAGCAGUCGAUCCCACGCGACACGCCGUUCGUGCCGACCCGUCGGGCCUGUAGUCUAUACAUACAGACCGAUACAUACCUCUGGGACCACAUCAAGAAGAACGAGCCGUCGGACGCCAAGGCCCGAGAGGAGAUCGCGUCGCUCGUCGCCCAACACAUCAAAGCCGUGAACCAUAUCUACGAGACGUCGGUCUUCAAAGACAUCUAUGGCCUCAAGUUUAUCGUUCAGAGGCUGAAGAUCAACGACUCGUCGGCCUGUGAUAGCACUCACAAGCGGGAGACCAAUCAGUUCUGUUCGCCGAACAUCGAUGUCUCCAAUUUCCUGAAUCUCAACUCACAGUUCAAUCACAACGACUUCUGUUUGGCCUAUAUUUUCACGUAUAGGGACUUCAGCGGCGGCACCCUUGGCCUGGCCUGGGUUGCCAGCACCUCAGGGGCGUCGGGAGGUAUUUGCGAGAAAUACAAGUCCUAUACGGAGAACAUCGGGGGCCGUCAGGUGCAGACCAAACGGAGUCUCAACACCGGUAUCAUAACAUUCGUGAACUAUAACAGUCGAGUGCCGCCCAAAGUGAGUGAACUGACGCUCGCCCACGAGAUCGGACAUAACUUCGGGUCGCCCCACGACUACCCCGUGGACUGCCGGCCCGGCGGCUCCCAAGGGAACUACAUUAUGUACUCGUCGGCCACGUCGGGCGAGCGGCCAAACAAUAAUAAGUUCUCGUUCUGUUCGGUGAACAACAUAUCGUCGGUAUUGCACGCAGUGUUCAACAACGAGGGUAAGGAUAACUGCUUCCAAGAGGAUAACGGGCCCUUCUGUGGCAAUAAGAUCGUGGAAGAGGGCGAGGAGUGUGACUGCGGGUACGACAUGAAGGAGUGCAACGAGAAGUGCUGUUAUCCGCGAGAGAUCGAGACGUUCAGAGCCCGUGAGCCCUACGCCAAGCCGUGCCAUAGGAGGCCAGGAUUCAAGUGCUCGCCAUCGCAGGGCCCCUGUUGUACAGAGAGCUGCGAUUUUGAGGGCAAAAGCAAACAAUGCCGACACGAGUCCGAGUGCUCGUACGAGGCGUUGUGCUCGGGCUUCUCGCCCCACUGUCCCCGUCCGCCCGCCAAAGACAAUAAGACUGAAUGCAACGGCGGAACUCAGGUUUGUUGGGCCGGGGAGUGCGUCGGCUCUAUCUGCCAGAAGUACGACUUCGAGGAGUGCUUCCUGACCGCCAAACGCGGCUCCAAACCGGACGAGAUGUGCGAAGUGGCCUGUCAGCGGCCUAACGUGUCCGACACGUGUCGACGCACGUCCGAUAUCGACGCCAUGAGCGGCAUAUCGGGCCUUAAGCUGCGUCCCGGCUCGCCCUGCAAUGACUUCCAGGGCUAUUGUGAUGUUUUCCAGAGGUGUAGGGCGGUGGACGCCGAGGGACCGCUCGCGCGACUCAAGAAUCUGUUACUUAACCAGAAGACUCUCAUGAGUAUUAAGCAAUGGGUGACUACUUAUUGGUGGGCCUGUAUGUUGAUGUUAGUGGCGAUUAUGCUAUUCAUGGCCGCAUUCAUCAAGUGCUGUGCCGUUCACACCCCGAGCUCUAACCCCAAAAAGCGACCGGCGCUCAGACUCAGCGACACAUUGCGAAGACCUGCCGAUACUCUGAGGAGAAAGAGCCAUACUCUGGGCGAACAGGGCUUUGCCAUCACAACCCUUGAUGUGGUGUUGUUGUGA
Messenger RNA from Oppiella nova, 1923 nucleotides. The record is from the annotation of a GenBank genome assembly. NCBI's taxonomy places the organism in Eukaryota, Metazoa, Arthropoda, Arachnida, Sarcoptiformes, Oppiidae.